Closterium sp. NIES-65 is the source of this 291-nucleotide messenger RNA. NCBI's taxonomy places the organism in Eukaryota, Viridiplantae, Streptophyta, Zygnematophyceae, Desmidiales, Closteriaceae. The record is from the annotation of a GenBank genome assembly.
AUGGGAGACGCCGCACCGGCAAGGGCAAGGGGGGCAAGGGCGCUGGAGGGGCUGGAGGGGGCGGUGGAGGUGGUGGUGGAGGUAGUGGAGGGAGUGGGGGUGGUGGUGGGAGUGGUGCCAGGGGUGGUGGCGGCCUCGGCAGCAGUGGAGGCGGCGGAGGCGGUGGCGGUGGCGGAGGGAGCGGAGGAGGCGGAGGUGGCGGAGGAGGUGGAGGUGGAGGAGGCGGCGGAGGCGGCGGCGGUGGUGGAGCGGGUCGCGACUCUGCGCAGAGGAGUGGCUCCGUUGAGCUAG